AUGGCCUACAUUCCAGCAAUGAAAUUAUUAGUGAGAGCCAUUCAUCUAUCUUUGCAACCGAUUGGCCUCUAUUUUGGAAGCAUUUCCAGAGAUGCUUUAGUCUGGUCUCUAAGUGGGUGUUUGGUGACAUUGUUUUGCAGCCAGCAGUUUGGCCAGUUGCAGCAAGUGGCGCCACGCCAUCCAAUUAUGUUAUGGUUCAGCAAACUGAGAAGAGAUGGAAAUGAAAUGAACCAUGUGCUGAGGAAACAAGCCACCGGAGGGAAGGCAAAUUAA
Molecule: messenger RNA, 273 nt
Organism: Prunus armeniaca (apricot)
Lineage: Eukaryota; Viridiplantae; Streptophyta; Magnoliopsida; Rosales; Rosaceae
Source: the annotation of a GenBank genome assembly